AUGGGCGGAAGUAAGGGCAAAGCUCCCCAGCGCCGGCCUCGACCUGGGAGACCAGCCUCAGCCGAGCGGGAGUCUGGGUCAGCCAGCGCCGACUGCUGCGCCCCAAGCCGGGACCGCAGGCCUGCCCGCAGCAAAGCCCGCAAGAACAAGACCGCUACGGAGCACGAGGCCACCGGAGGCAAGGGGACCGCUGGAGGCCAGAGGAAGCACACUGGAGAGGGGAACCACCGCUGCAGAAGUGCAGAAACGGGAACAUCACAGGAGACCCAGGAGAAGCAGGGCAGCUCGCAGCGUCUGAGACACGGACCCACGGAGAGCCGUGACUCCGGGGACAGUUGUGGGGAGCACACGGAGGAACAGAGAAUCCCCAGGGAAGAAGAGAGGACAGGCAAACGCGGCCGCCGCAGGAGAGGAAAGGAUCGGGGACCUUUGACUCGGCGAGGUCACGGAGAGACCCCUGGCAGGGAUGGGGACACGUCGGGCGGGGAUGGUGGCAGCUCGUGUCUGGACAGUGAAGCCCGCGAGGCCCAGGACAGCAGCAGCCAGGGCGGUGGAGCCCCGGAGCGGCCACCCAAAAUGGAACCUUCGGAUCCCAGCUCAGAAGGCGCUCCAGUCAGAGGAUCCAGCUCAACUCUGGUGCAGGGCAACCAUCCAGGCAGCGAAGGACACGCCUUGGAGCUGCAGAGCAACGAAGGGUCGUCGGGGAUGGGGCCUCAAAGAGCGAGUGAUGAUUCCCGGACAGAUACAGACUCGAACCCCGGGUGGGCUGGGCACAGACAUCUCCCACAGAAGAUCCCAGGAACCUCAAGUGGCAUCCCUGAAUCCCAGGAGAUAGAGCUGGGGAGCGAAGCUGCAGCUUCCAGCGUCCCAAGAGGCUCUCAGAGUCCCCAGGACUCUAGCGCAAUCGUAGACACCAGUGAUGUCGGGGCGCAGCCAAAGGCUGAGCUGCUGGGCACCGAGCCUGAGACAGCGGGGGCUCCCGGGGCUCAGCUCCUCCAGGUCGGAGAGGUGACGAGAAAGGCGCUUGUGGUUGCGGGAGAGAGCGACGGGGGAGCCAGAGAGCGAUCGGGUGCAGGGGACCCAGGGCCCCGGGACCGGACGCCACUGGCUGCGCUCGUGGUGCUGCGCAGGCUGCGUCCGAGGCCCCCAGCCGGCGCGUCUCCCCAGUUCGCUGGUGGCAUCCGCGUGGGUCUCAAGGCGCGGCUGCAGCGCGUGGCGCGGACCCUGGGCUUCCUGCGUUGGCUGCGACUGCGGGUAGAGCGACGUCGGACGGAGGCGCGGGCCCCGAGCCCGCGGGAGUGUGAGGAGCGGGGCCGCGAGAGGGCGCUCGAGGCACGGGGCAGGGUGCCCGGGCCACGGCGCUGGUUGGCCUUGCGCCUAGCCUGUCGCCUGGUGGGGCUCCGGGGAACGCCGCGAGCUCUCCCUGGCGGUGGUCCGAGCCCUCCGCAGGCUCUGAGUAGCUCCGUCUCUAAUGAUGCAUCAGCCAUCGAGGAUCCAGCUCCAGAUCCCAAAUUCGCAGUGGUCUUUCCCCGCAUCCAUAAUGCGGGGAAGGAGUCGGGCAGCAGCAGUUCGGGAACAUCCGCGGACGCCCCCACUGCUGAAGCUGCAGAGGAUAGAGAGGAGCAAGAAGCUAAUGGAGAAGGGGUGGUCAGGUCCUGUCAGGGUCCCUCCUUUUUCCCGUCUGAGACCCCACCAGAUGAGAACCGGAGCGAAGCAGAGACAGAGACCCUGGAAGCUAAGACUGGGGUGCACUGGGCACAGGACUCUAAUCCCAGCGAAGACCCUGAGCUUGGCGCUGAUACUCUGCUGCCUCAGCUCACCCUGGAGACUCGCCUGCGGCAGAAUAGCCCCUGCAGGUCACCAAGGGAGCGGUGGGAGCCAGAGGAUGACACUGAGGCAGCGCUGGAAAGGGACCUGGAGUUGAGCCUCCAGAGGAACCUAGAGAUGCCACCCUUUCUGGGUGCUAAAACCGGGAGUCUCCCAGAGGGCCUGGAAGACAUUGAAGACCUCGCCAGGCUGCGGCUGGUGUGUGACAGCUCUGUGCUGCUGUGCCUCAAGAAGAGGUUCCACCUGGGCCGCAUCUAUACUUUCGGAGGGCCCCUCCUACUUGCUCUGAACCCCCACCGGUCCCUGCCUCUCUUCUCAUCAGAAGUCUUGGCCAGCUACCAUCCUAGGAAGGCCCCAAACACCACACCACACAUCUUUGCCAUUGGGGCAGCAGCCUAUAGCCUGUCUCAGAGCACUGGACAGGAUUCCUGCAUCCUCCUGGGUAUCCCUUGUGCCUCCCCCCAUCCUUAGCCCCUCCCCCAUUGCAGGGGACACAGUGGCUCAGGGAAGACUGAGGGGGCCAAGAAGAUUUUGGAGUUUCUAAGCAGCCUAGGGCAGAAGCCGAUGGAGGCCAACCGGGCUCAGCUGGAGGACAUUCUGCCCGUACUCGGCAGCUUCGGCCAUGCCAAGACCAUCCUCAAUGCCAACGCCAGCCGAUUCGGCCAGGAGAUCCGCCUCUGCCUGCAGCAGGGGCUUAUUGUAGGAGCCUCUGUGUCCCACUACCUGCUUGAGACCUCCAGAGUAGUGUUUCAGGGCGGGGCCUGCAGGCUGCAGGGCAAGGAGGAUGCUCAGGACUUCAAAGAGCUGAUGAAGGCCCUGAGGGGGCUAGGGUUGUGCGCAGAGGAGCUGACUGAAGUCUGGGCUGUGCUGGCCACCAUCCUGCAUCUGGGCAACAUCUGCUUCUCUUCUUCAGAGCGGGAGUCCCAAGAGGUGGCCGCUGUGUCCAGCUGGGCUGAAAUCCACCUGGCAGCCCGAUUGCUACAGGUACCACCAGAGCGCCUAGAGGGAGCAGUCACCAAGAGGGUCAUGGACACACCCUACGGCCCGGUCUCCAGACCUCUGCCAGUGGAAGGUGCCAUUGAUGCCAGGGAUGCCCUGGCCAAGACCCUGUACACAAGGCUCUUCACCUGGCUUCUGAAGCACAUCAAUGCACGGCUGUCCCCACCGAGGGAGGAGGACAAUGUGGCCACCAUUGCAGUUGUGGAUGCCUUUGGCUUUGAGGCACUGCGGGUGAAUGGCUUAGAGCAGCUAUGCAGCAAUCUGGCCAGCGAGCGCCUGCAGCUCUUCUCCAGCCAGAAGCUGCUGGCCCAGGAGGAGGAGGCGUGCCAGCAGGAGCUGCUAAAGUGGGUGCCCAUUCCCCAGCCUCCAAGGCAGUCCUGCCUGGAUCUCCUGGUGGGCCAGCCCCAUAGCCUUCUAAGCAUCCUGGACACCCAGACCUGGCUAUCCCAGGCCACAGACCACACCUUCCUCCAGAAGUGCCACUAUCAGCAUGGUGACCACCCCAGCUACGCCAAGCCUCAGCUGCCCCUGCCAAUCUUCACGGUGCGGCACUACGCUGGGACCGUCACCUACCAGGUGCACAAGUUCAUAAACAGAAACAGGGGCCACCUGGACCCUGCCGUGCUGGAGAUGCUCAGGCAGAGCCAGCUGCAGCUCAUGGGCAGCCUGUUCCAAGAAGCAGAGCCCCAGGCUGGGACUGAGCAAAACAAACCCACAUUGGCCUCUCGAUUCCAGCAGUCUCUGGGUGACUUGCUAGCUCGACUUGGCAGGGGCCAUGUCUAUGUUAUCCACUGUCUCAAUCCCACCCCUGGAAAGCUCCCAGGCCUCUUGGACGUGGGGCAUGUGGCAGAGCAGCUGCGUCAGGCUGGCAUCCUGGAGAUCAUAGUCACCCGGAGUGCCCACUUCCCCGUGCGAGUGUCCUUCCAAGUCUUUCUGGCAAGGUUCCAUGCCCUGGGGUCAGGGAGACAGAAAGCUGCCUCUGACCAGGAGAGGUGUGGUGCCGUCCUCAGCGAAGUGCUGGGGACAGAGUCGCCGCUGUAUCAUCUUGGAGUCACCCAGGUCCUGCUGCAGGAACAGGGCUGGCAGCAGCUAGAACAGCUGUGGGCUCAGCGGCGCUCACAGGCCCUGCUCACUCUGCACCGUGGCCUCCGAGCCUGUAUCACCCGGCAGCGCCUCCGUCUCCUGCCCCGGAUGCAGGCUCGUGUGCGUGGGCUCCAGGCCAGGAAGCGAUAUCUCCAGCGGAGGUCAGCUCUGGGACAGCUGAACACCAUUCUCCUAGUGGCCCGGCCCCUGCUCCGGAGACGACAGAAGCUACGGCAGACAGGCAGUGACAUCCACAGCCUGGUGAAGUGUGCCCCUGGCCCGCACAGCAGGGAGCCCUGGGGGAAAGUGUCAAAUAUGGACCUGGGCCGCUUGGAGAUCCCCGCCCAGCUGGCUACUCUGCUGGAGAGGGCGGAAGACCACCAGGCCUUGCUGACGGGGAGCAUCACAGAGUCCCUGCCACCUGAGGUCCCUGCCCGGCCCAGCCUGACUCUCCCUCCAGAUAUUGACCAGUUUCCCUUCUCCAGUUUCGUAUCCACCAGCUUCCAGAAGCCAUUUCUGCCUAGACCAGGGCAGCCACUGGAUGAGCCCCUGACGAGGUUAGAUGGCGAGAACCCUCAGCAGGCUCUGGAGAUCAACAGAGUGAUGCUGCGGCUCCUGGGGGAAGGAUCCCUGCAGUCCUGGCAAGAGCAGACCAUGGGCACGUUCCUCGUGCAGCAGGCCCAGCGACGGCCGGGACUUCGAGAUGAGCUCUUCAGCCAGUUGGUGGCCCAGCUGUGGCGCAACCCAGACGAGCAACAGAAUCAGCGUGGCUGGGCCCUAAUGGUGAUCCUGCUCAGCUCCUUCGCUCCCACACCUGCCCUGGAGAAGCCAUUGCUCAAAUUUGUAUCUGACCAGGCUCCCAGUGGCAUGGCAGCCCUGUGCCAGCACAAGCUGUUAGGUGCCCUGGAGCAGACACCACUGGCUCCCAUGGCCUCGAGGUCCCACCCACCCACACAACUUGAGUGGAAGGCUGGUUUACGUCGGGGCCGCAUGGCACUGGAUGUAUUCACAUUCAAUGAGGAAAGCUACUCCGCGGAAGUGGAGUCCUGGACCACGGGAGAGCAGUUUGCAGGGUGGAUCCUACAGAGCAGAGGCCUGGAGUCCCCCCCUCGUGGCUGGUCUGUGUCACUGCAUUCUGGGGAUGCUUGGCGUGACUUGCCUGGCUGUGACUUUGUGUUGGACCUGAUAGGCCAGACUGAGGACUUGGGAGACCCAGCUGGUCCCCACAACUACCCCAUCGCUCCUCUUGGUUUAGCUGAGAGCAUCCCUCCAGCCCCUGGUGUCCAGGCUCCUUCCCUGCCCCCAGGACUCCCUCCAGGUCCAGCCCCAAUACUGGCCAGCAGCCGCCCUCCGGGUGAGGCCAGUAAACCAGGGAACCUGGAUGGUUUCUUGGACCACCUCUUUGAACCAGCGCUCGCUCCAGGUUUCAGCGAUCUGGAACAAGGCUGGGCCCUGAGCAGACGCAUGAAGGGAGGGGGCUCUGUUGGGCCCACCCAGCAAGGCUACCCCAUGGUGUACCCAGGUAUGGUGCAGGCACCUAACUACCAGCCAGCUAUGAUACCCGCACCGAUGCCCGUCAUACCAGCCAUGGGCACAGUCCCAACCAUGCCAGCCAUGAUGGUGCCUCCCCAGCCACAGCCUCUGGUGCCCAGUUUGGACUCAAGGCAGCUGGCACUACAGCAGCAAAACUUCAUCAACCAGCAGGCGAUGAUUCUGGCGCAGCAGAUGACCACCCAGGCCAUGAGCCUGUCCCUGGAGCAGCAGAAUCAGAGACGCCAGCACCAAGCUCAGACCUCUGGGGCCACCUCCCAGCCUCCACCCUCAACCACUGCUCCCAAGGCCAAGAAGCCUCCUGUCCCCCAAGAGAAGCCAGAGAGUAACCUAGAACCUUCGGGUGUUUGUUUGAGAGACACCCCAGAGGAAGCUGAAAGCAGGCCUCAGCGCCCCAAGAGCUUCCAACAGAAACGGGACUAUUUCCAGAAGAUGGGGCAAGAGCCGAUCAGAGUGAAGACGGUGAAACCUCCAGCCAAGGUUCAGAUCCCCCAGGAGGAGACAGAGGAGGAGGAGGAGGAGGAGGAGGAGGAGGAGGAGGAGGAGGAAACAGCCGGUGGGUGUGAGUUGUCCCCUCCCCCUCCCCCUCCCCCGGUUAUGAAGAAGCCGCUGAAGUCAAGCAGGCCCAAGGCUGUAAAGGAAGAUGAGGUGGAGCCCGCCCAGGAGGAAGUACCGACCCAGGGCGAGGAUCCCCCGGUGCACAGCUCCAAAUCCGCACCUCAGCACCCCAAACCCAGCAGGGCACCCCCAGUGCAGAGCUCCAACUCCGCACCUCCGCGCCCGCAACCCAGCAGGGAAAUCCGCAACAUCAUCCGAAUGUACCAGAGCCGCCCAGGGCCUGUGCCUGUGCCCGUACAACCCACCAGGCCCAUCAAAACUUUUCAGAAGAAAAAUGACCCUAAGGAUGAGGCUUUGGCUAAGUUAGGAAUAAAUGGCGUCCACUUGCCCCUAUCGACAUUGCCUAACCAAGGGAAGAGCUCUCCACCGGCUGUGGUUCCUCGACCUAAGGCUCGACCUCGUCUUGAGCCCUCCCUAUCCAUCCGGGAGAAGCAGGGACCCCUUCGGGACUUGUUUGGCCCAUGUAGUCCAAACCCACCUGCAGCUCCAGCACCCCCACCUCCACCAGCACUCCCACCGCCUCUGUCUGGGGAGCCUAAGACCCCUUCAGUGGAGUCUCAUGCCUUGGCAGAGCCCAUGGAGGACAAGAACAUCUCCACAAAGCUCCUUGUGCCCUCUGGAAGUGUGUGCUUCUCCUAUGCCAACGCACCCUGGAAGUUGUUCUUGCGCAAGGAGGUGUUCUACCCCCGGGAGAACUUCAGUCAUCCAUACUGCCUCAGUCUCCUCUGCCAGCAGAUCCUGCGGGACACCUUCACAGAGUCCUGCACCCGGAUCUCACAGGAUGAGCGGCACAAAAUGAAAGGCCUUCUGGGAGACUUGGAGGUGAGCCUGGAGACCCUUGACGUUGUUGAGGACAGCGUCAAAAAACGCAUCGUGGUCGCUGCUCGGGACAACUGGGCCAAUUACUUCUCCCGCAUCUUCCCAGUCUCGGGUGAGAGUGGCAGUGAUGUACAGUUGCUAGGUGUGUCUCACCGGGGACUGAGGCUGCUGAAGGUGACCCAAAGCCCGAGCUUCCACCUGGACCAGCUGAAGACACUCUGCUCCUACAGCUAUGCUGAGGUCCUGACCGUGCAGUGCAGGGGCAGAUCCACCCUGGAGCUGUCCUUGAAGAAUGAGCAGCUGAUACUGCACACAGCCUGGGCGAGGGCCAUCAAGGCCAUGGUGGAUCUGUUUCUGAGUGAACUCAGGAAGGACUCCGGCUAUGUCAUUGCCCUGCGCAGCUACAUCACCGAUGACAAUAGCCUCCUCAGUUUCCACCGUGGGGACCUCAUUAGGUUACUGCCAGUGACCGCUCUGGAACCAGGCUGGCAGUUCGGUUCUGCCGGGGGCCGCUCCGGACUCUUUCCCGAUGACGUGGUGCAGCCAGCUGCUGCCCCCGACCUCUCCUUUUCCCUGGGAAAGAGGAACAGCUGGCAACGCAAGAGUAAGCUGGGGCCAGCUCAGGAGCGCCCCACCCAUCCCAGGAAACAAGAACCCAGUGAAGACUCGGAGGCCACCUCCUUUACAACCUACAGCUCUUUGUCUGCCGACCCCCACAACUACACCAUGCAGGAAUUUGCCCUGCGAUAUUUCCGGAAGCCUCAUACCUGGCUGACCCAGAUGAGUGGAGACACCAAAGAGAAGGCUGCUAUCAACCUGAUCCAGUACACUAAGGACCCCAUCCAGGAAUCCCUUACCAGCUUCUGCAAUGGGGACACAAACAGUAAAGCUGUGGCUGGCUUCAAGGCUCUUAUGCAGUUUAUGGGGGACCAGCCUAAGCCCCGGGGCAAGGACGAGCUGACUCUGCUCUAUGAGCUGCUGAAGCUGUGCCAAGAUGACCUUAGGGACGAGAUGUACUGCCAGGUCAUCAAGCAAGUCACAGGACACCCCCAGCCAAAGCACUGUGCUCUGGGCUGGAGCGUCCUCAGCCUCUUCACAGGCUUCUUUGCGCCAUCGACCACGCUGAUGCCCUAUGUGACCAAGUUCCUGCAGGAUUCCAGCCCCAGUGAAGAGUUGGCCAGGAGGAGCCAGGAGAACCUCCAGCGCACAGUUAAAUAUGGGGGACGCCAGCAGCUGCCGUUACCUGGUGAAAUGAAUGCUUUUCUGAAAGGGCAAGCAGUUCGUUUGCUUCUAAUUCACCUGCCUGGGGGUGUGGACUACAGGACAAAUUCACAGACAUUCACGGUGGCAGGGGAAGUGCUAGAGGAGCUGUGUGGACAGAUGGGCAUCACAGACUUGGAGGAAGUGCAGGAAUUUGCCCUCUUCCUCAUCAAAGGAGAAGGUGAGCUGGUCCGGCCGCUGUCAUCCCAUGAGUACAUCAACAAUGUGGUGACGGACCAGGACAUGAGCCUUCACAGCCGGCGGCUUGGUUGGGAGACUCCACUGCAUUUUGAUCACCCCACCUACACCGAAACCCACUAUGGCCAGGUGCUUCGGGACUACCUGCAAGGGAAGCUGAUAGUCAGCACCCAGGCAGAGGCUCUCCUUGCCCAGCUUGCUGCCUUCCAACACUUCGACAAAACCGGGACUACUAGUCCUCCAUCAGAGCAAGAGCUGCUGUCUUAUAUUCCCAAGCCACUGCAAUGGCAGGUGAACACAGCCAACAUAAAGAGCUUGGUGACCCAGGAGCUGAGGCAGAUGCAAGGGUACAGCAAGCAGAGAGCAGAGAUUGGCUUUAUAGAGAGCACAGCGCAGCUGCCCCUCUUUGGCUACACUGUGUACAUAGUGCUGAGAGUGAGUAAGCUGGCCCUCCCUGGACCAAUCCUCCUGGGGCUGAACCGUCAGCACCUCGUCCUCAUGGACCCCAGCUCUCAGAAACUCUGCUGUUCUGUCACACUAAAAGACCUGAAGCGGCUCCACCUGCUGAGCCCACUGCAGGAGGACGGGCCCCCUGGCCUAGAACUCAAUUAUGGCCCUGUUGACAACCCCCAGACCAUCUGGUUGGAGUUGCCACAGGCCCAGGAGCUGCAGCACACCAUCGUCUUCCUGCUGGGCAGCACGUCCACUCAGUGGCCAGGUCUCCUCUGAGGAGAGUGGAGAUAAGGCAGCGGUCUCUCACUGGGCAGUCUGCCUUGGUCCUGCUCUGAAACUGCAGCACCACCCCCCACCCCACGUGGAGGCCAUAAAGCAGAGUUGUGACGUCACCUGGGAGAAUAAGCAGACACAUUACCUCUGAGGUGGACUGCAACAGGAGUUGGGGCUGUGGAACUGGGUGCAGGCAUUUGCUGGCUAGCCCCGGGGAAGAUGCCCACCCAGCUCUAAAGCGACACAAGUAAAACACCCAAGAAAAGAUUGU
Molecule: messenger RNA, 9352 nt
Organism: Mus caroli (Ryukyu mouse)
Lineage: Eukaryota; Metazoa; Chordata; Mammalia; Rodentia; Muridae
Source: RefSeq, a predicted model, not a curated record